AUGGGGAUGUGUUUACCGUGCUUUGGAGGCGCGGCGGACGACAUUGUAGUAACACCAGAUCCAGACCCUGAGACGAGGAGAAGACAGUUAGCAGAAGCUGCCGAAAAAAGACAGAAAGAGAAUGCAUACAGGGGCGUUAAAAACCCGGAAGCAGUCGAGAGGAAAAGAAAAAAACAAGAAGAGAUGGAAAAACAGGAGAUGACGACAUCAGCCUCCGGAGGUGGUGGGCUAAAGUGGCAAGUUGGAUGA
This is a messenger RNA of Knipowitschia caucasica, 249 nucleotides long. The record is from the annotation of a GenBank genome assembly. NCBI's taxonomy places the organism in Eukaryota, Metazoa, Chordata, Actinopteri, Gobiiformes, Gobiidae.